AUGUUGCACUUAAGAAAACUGCCUACGAUAUAUAAAAAUGAUAUGGAAAACUAUUAGAUUAGACGUUUUGAAAAAGCUACUCAUUUUAGAAAGAUUAACCAGAGUGUAACGAGUAAAAAGAAAAUGAAUCGCAUUCUGCCUUAAUUGCUAAUGAGUGCUUAAAAAAAAUUUUUUAUUGAACUCACCUAAUUAAAUGAAAGGAAAGGAAAAUAUCUAAUAUUUAAAUACAACAAACGAGGAAAGAGUUCGUAGUCUAGUAGAGAAGGAACCUUGAAUGCUUCAGCUUAACUGGUGAUGGUUUCAUUACCUUAUUUUUGUACAAAUCACAAUAGAAGAAGAUUUAUUAUGAAGAAAUGGAAAUAGAUAAUAUGGGCUGUACGAAUAGUAAUAAGAUACAAAAAUAUAUUGAACAACCUUCAAUUUUUUGAACUACUAAACAGGUUACCAAGGAGACGGAAAGUAUCCUCACCCACAUCAGUUUAUCGUAGUCCAAGAAAGAGACGUUUAGGAGGAGCUCAAUCAGUUGAUAAUAAUUUUACUCUUGCAACAAAAGGAUAUGGCGAUGAAACUAACUCCAGCAAGACUUCCAGAAAAUUGAAGAACUAAUUAUCAGAUAAUUACUUGAAAUCUACCUACUAUCAGGAUUUCAAAUAAAAAGAUCAAAGAUUAGCCAGGUUAAGAACUAAUAGUUUAAACUAAUUGCAAAAUUCUCAAUAAAGUUAACAAAUGUAAACUUCAAGGACCUAAAUAGUGUUGAUAAGAAACUUUAGAGUGAAAAAAUUAUGA
Paramecium tetraurelia is the source of this 786-nucleotide messenger RNA. RefSeq lists its product as uncharacterized. Lineage: Eukaryota; Ciliophora; Oligohymenophorea; Peniculida; Parameciidae. The record is from RefSeq and is a predicted model, not a curated record. The transcript is spliced from 2 exons.